Molecule: messenger RNA, 1183 nt
Organism: Capsicum annuum
Lineage: Eukaryota; Viridiplantae; Streptophyta; Magnoliopsida; Solanales; Solanaceae
Product: SNF1-related protein kinase regulatory subunit beta-3
Exons: 4
Coding region: 565-933 (122 amino acids)
Molecular function (GO): protein binding
Source: RefSeq, a predicted model, not a curated record
AAUUCUUUUCCAAAUCUCACUAAAUUAUUAUUUUUUUUUUAAAAUAAGUUUCAACCCUAUGACUGAUUUUGCCAUCUCUAAUUCUAUUGUACAAAUUAAGUAAAAUUAAGUUAAUUAAACAUGAUUACAAAGAUAAUCUGAUCUCAUUAAUUUACUUACUUUGACAAAUUCUUAAUUAAGAUAUUUUAUAAUUUGGUCCAUCUGCUCUUUUUGAUCAAGCCCAAUUAUUUUUCUUUAUGUGUUUCUAUUUUUUUCUCUUUUACUAGCAUAAGUUUUAUUUCUUGAAUAAUUAAUUAUUUAUUUUCUUCAAAUAUAAUUCAAUUUUGAUUUUGUUAAUUUGAUUCCUUAUAUAGAUUCUAAGGCGGAAUCUUCUAGGUGUGAUACUCUCAACUAUAUAUAAACAGUGUUUUAGGUUUUUUUUUUUUUUUUUUUUGAGUUUCAAGAACCCUUUUUUUCUGCCAUUUUUUCAGAUAGGUUUUGGAUUCUGCUGAAUUCUUUCUAGUGCAUGAUUGAAGAGCCAAAGGAAAGUUGAAUCAGUUUGUGCGACUCGUCGUUGAAGUGAACAUGAAUCAACCACAUCAAUAUGGUGAAGCUCAAGAUGAAGCCACCGUGACAGGUUUCGAAGUACCAAGAUCACCCGAGACAAGUUACAACAACGUGCUUCCCGGAAACGAAGAUGAUGAACGCGAACCACCAAUGGUUCCAACACAUCUGCACCAUACCGUAUUAAACCAUCGCCGUGUGACUAGAGAUCAAUCUGCAGAGCUGCCAUCACCACAACACGUGGUUCUAAACCAUCUCUACCUCGAGAACAGACAAGCCCCGGGAUCAGUUGUGGCAGUCGGUGCAACACAUCGCUUUCGCUCAAAGUAUGUUACUGUAGUGCUUUACAAACCAGUUCAAAGGAGAGGAGGAAGUAACAACAAUGCCUGAUUGUUUGUUCUGAUGGCGAAACAAUAGGUAGAGGUAAAUACACAGGCAGCAACCGAGCAACGGGGGAGAACAUAGGAAAUAUUAGGAUCGCGAUUGUCCUUGGACUUAGAUCAUGGUUGGUUUCGAAAAAUUUACUAUGGCAGUAUGGAAAACAAACUAGUUAUGUGUCUGAUGUUAGUUUGGAUUUAGCAGUAGUAUCUUAUGGUUGUGCUUUGGAUUGAGUUAUUCAAUACAGUAUUUAUGGCUUAAA